UCCUCUCGAGGCAGCUCCCUGCCUGAGUCCCCCCCCCCCUCUGUUCAUCCUCCCACGCUGAGCUUUCUUCCUUCCCUGUCCGAGCGCUCUCCUCUUCCCUCCACGUUCCCUGUCCAACUUAACCCCCCGCCCCAGUCUCUCUCCGUCUCCCAUCCGCCCGUCCACUCUCCCGCCCACGUCCCUCUAACCCCCCCACCAUUAUCUUAGCUGCAGGGAAAAGCCCCGAGCAGGAAGCCGAGGCGUGUGUCGCGGCGUUUCCCGUGGCCCGCACCCCUCCUCGGGCCCGGGGACCCAGGGACCCCGGACCCCGGGGCCACACCCUGCCGCCUUCCGGCCAUGGGAGUCCGGCCCGGCGCCUCACGGCCCGGAGGCGCACGCUUCCUCCUCACCAGCCCCGCACUGUCCCGGCCGCCCUCGCUUGGCCGUUCACUGCUGCCGAGCAGGACUUGAGAGAGCGAGGCAGGGAGAGGGGGGGGGCAGCAGGGAGCGAGCGAGGCAGGGAGAGAGAGAGGCCGCUCGGCCCCGUCGGCCUCGCCCAGCCGCGCAGCCGGGACGCGGCCACCGCCCGUCCCCAAAAUAAACCAGAGCAGGGACGGGAGACUCGUCGCGACCAGGAGGAGGAGGAGGAGGCCAGCAGCGGUCCCCCGCACACACCCGGCGAGGCGAAGAGGGCCGGGCCGUCCCUGCCGUCCCCGCUCGCUUGAUGCGCCCCCGGCCCGGGGUCGAGCCGAGCCGCGCCUCCCGGGCGACCCAGCGCCGCCGCCGUCUCCUCGUCCUCCUCGGCCACCCCCAGAACGACGCCGCCGCCGCUUUAUGGAAGGAUGAUGGAGCCGGCGCGGAGGCGGCGAGCGGGGCGCGGCGAGCAAGGCGAGAGAGGCCGGCAUGGCUAGCGCCGGCGGAGGGCCAGGGCAGACGUGCGGUAGCGGAGGUUGCGGUCCGAGGCGCGUCGGCGAAGCUGCCGCUGCUGCCGCUGCUGCUGCUGCCGGCGGCGGCGGUGCCCGCGGCGGGGCCGCGACCCCCGGCGCGGAGCUGCGCAGGCUGGCGGCGGCGAGCGAGGCGAGUCGGGCUCGCAUGCAGCUGGCGGCCGAGCUGCUGCUGCUGUCCGGCGAGGCGCGGCCCGUGUCGUGGUCGGGGGCCGCCGCCUCGGCCGUGGCCUCGGCCGACUCGUCCUUCGCCAAGUGUCGGGACGCGGUGAUCGCCCGCAGCAAGGGCCUCCUCAUCGCCGCCCUGGACGCGCAGAACCAGGCGGGCGCGGGGCGGCCGGGCGAGGCGGCCGAGAGCGCGGCCCGUCUCGGGGAACUGGUGGUGGCGCUCACCGAGUGCGCGGCCGAGGCUGCCUACCGGGCCGGGCUGGCGGCCCCGGGCUCCAGUCCCGCGCGGCCGGGCCUGGCGGACGCGUACCGCGUUGCCCGCUCCCAACACGAGGUGGAGGCGGCGUGCGCCCGGCUCCGACACGGACCCCUGGAGGACCUCACCCCGCAGGUUCUGCUCGACAUCUCGGCCGGCGUCUCCCGGCACCUGCGCCUGCUUACGGACGCGUGCGGCGCCGAGGAGACGGGGCCCGAGGGUGACCCCGCCGCGGACCCGCCACCGGAUCCCUUCGCGCGGGAGCAGUUCAAGCUCGGCGUGCGCAGCGCGGGCGCCUGUGCCUCGGCGCUGCUGGCAGGGAUCCGAGCCCUCAAGGCGGCCCCCGGCGAAGCCACGCGGGCCCGGGCGCUGCUGUUCGCGGCGCCGCUCGUCCACGCCGUGCGCGCCCUCGCGGGGCUGGCGAGCGAGCCGCGCUGCCGAGGCCGCGCCGCGACGCUGGGGCCCGAGGGCCGCGCCGCGCACACGGCUAUCGCGGGCGGGGCCAUGAGCGUGGUGUCGGCGUGCGUGCUGGUGGUCGAGUGUCUCGGGGACAACGCGCAGCUGCAGAUGCAGCAGCUGCAGCAGCAGCAGCAGCAGCAGAGGCGUCACGGCCAAGCGGGGCCUGCGGACGCGCGCAGGGUGGCCGCCGCGCUCGGGGAGAGGCUGCGGCAGGCCGUGCGCGCCGCCUCGGACGGAUGCGAGAUGCUGUCCCACGCCCUGAGGGAGCGCGCCUCUCCACGAGCCAUCGCCCCGGCCAUGCAGUCCCUGGCGCUCAGCUGAUAAGCAGCCCCCCCCGCACCGCGCGAGACUCUCACCUGCGUGCUUAAGCGCUCAUCAGCCGAUACCUCCACGCACACCAUCAUACAUCCUCAGCCAUCCACUCGCUACCACACUGCAUCCUAACCUAUUCGCCAGCCUACAUUCUCAACAGGUUACCAUCCUCACUCUCCCUCUCAACAGCUUUCUCAACGGCUCAUACGUAACACAACUCGCCAACAUAUAUCUUCACUCGCCCACUCACCCAUCUUAUAUCCUAAGCCACUCAACAGCCAGUAUCACCACCAGCCACUACCAUCAACCUUGCAUCCUCACCCACUCAUCACCCCCAACCUCGCGAUCACCGAACAGAUCUGUGAAAUUUGUGAACCUGGGAACAAACCUCUACCCCAAGCUCAGGGGUAACGGCGUCUCCCGCUCCGGGAGUUUCCGGCACUCAGUCCUGCCGGGUAAUGCUGCUGCUGAUGGUGGUGGUGACGGUAAUAAUGAUGAUGCGCUGUGUUUUUGAGACGACUGUUGGAAGGUGUCGGUGCGUGCACACGUUGUGAGGUUAUGAAUGCUCCGUGUUGAAUUUAAAUGCCCGCGUCGCUGUGAAGCAGAAAUUGCGAUCUCGGGUCGAGGAAAUUCCUGAUUGUGACUGUAACCGCGUUAACGUAUGGAACCCAGCCCUAUCUUAGCCUUAAUACAGCACCAAACUAACCCUAUCCCAGCCUUAAUAUAAUACCAAACUGACCCUAACCCAGCCUUAACCCUAACCCAGCUCUCGCCCUAAAUCAGCCCUAGCCCAGCCUUAAUACAGCGCCAUACUAACCCUAACCCUGCCUAAACCCUAGCCCAGCUAUAACCCAGCCUGCUGAAUAUGCAUCUAACCCAGCUAUAACCUGGUCCUAACCCGGACCUAUCUCUAACCAGAUCCCCUCCGAUGACCCUGGCCAAAGGCCCAAUUCCAAGACAAAUCCUUACCCUUGUUCCCAUUUUUAGCUGAAGCCCUAUACCUAACGUCACACAAACAUCCUGAGUGGACGGACUUGGAGCAACCAGUCACUAACCACAGUGCUUUCCCAAGCCCCAACACAGUCAUAACCCCUUAAUACUGAUCCCAACCCAAACCCUACCUCAGGGCAUCUUAACUCCAGUCCUUGCGACCAACAAAUCAAUGCACCCCACAAAAAAAUGUAAUAAUUACAUGCUGCAUGCCCCCGAUGGUUGCUAAAGAUGUCGCAUGAGCAAUUAUCAGGCGCACGCAGUGUGUUAAUGAUGUGUCUGGACGGGAUAUUGGUGAACGUUUCAAGGCAGAGCCUGGUAGGGGGCCUUUAGAGCUUGGGGAACUUCCGGAUCCACGUCAGUGCCUUUAACUUGGACCCAAAGUUAUGGCCUCUAGUGGCUGCAUUAACUCUUGAGGGUGGUGGGGGAGAUUAGUGGGAUGAAUUGGCGAGCAUCGAUUCAUUGACUCCAGCACCGCAACUGACCCUCGCGCCCGUGAUUCACACGUAGAAUCAAGCUCGCAUUAGACGCGAUUACCCAAUCCGAUUCGUGCCGUGCGAUGAGAGGAGCACAGAUUAGCAUGGGAACAGGCGAGCCCACCGAGCAUAUGCAUCAUUCAUGCCACAUCCUGAGGCUGGGAAUCGAACGCGUCUAAUGUCAGUGGCAAAGUGAUACAUGAAGCGAUGCACUGACCUGCGUGGUGAAGUAUAGUCAUAUAAACCUCAACGGCAUGACGUUCAUUGACGGGCUGUCGUUUUUGAAAAAUUUACCUUGUUUUGCAAGUGAAGCGAAGGAGACUUUACUCACGAGACAACGAUUCAAACAAGACCAAUCUACAUCGGCUCAGGUGGGAUCAAGCCCUUGAGUCGUGGCGGCUGAGUGAAUCACUGGAGUUGUGAAUCCUUGCUCGCUCGGCACGAUGCGGUGGUGGGGACUGGCCCGGGCGUUGUGUGCCCCCCCCCCCCACCAUUCGGUUUGAGUGCCGCUGCCACAUGCGAGUGAUUGUGUCCCCCCCCCAUCCCCACUUGAUCAACUCUGAGACUUACAAACUCCCCUACGGGGUAAUGGCCGAACCUUACAGGUUCGUUUUUCGGAUCAAGUGAGAAGUGCAAGGACCCUGGAUCACAAAAUUCUGCCCUCCGCUCCUUGUACUGCAAACACCAAUGGGUGGGGUCACUGGGAGGAGUGGGGGGCAUGUCCAGUGCUCCAUUGCGGAAUGUGAACCUUGCCUUUGGUACCCCCCUCCCCCCCCCCCACAAAGGCCAAGGCAACUUUGCCAGGCCUUCCUCCGCCUCCUCUGGUCAUCUGACCUUGCUGUUCCCGUCCCUCCCCGGUCUGCUUCGUGGGUUCCUCCUAAUGGAUAGCAGUGCCGCCCCCCCCCCCCCUCAGCUGUGGCUAGCGAGGUUCAAGGUCACGCCCUUGGCGCUACCCCUCCUCGCCAUCGCUUCUGCCAUGUCCCACAGCAGAGGUACACUCGACACUGGAGUGAGGCCCCCAUUGUCAUCCCUCGAAUGGGGUUAUACGUUGAGGCUGGGAUUAGGGGUUCUCCCCACACACCCCCUCCUUAUUAGACGUUGCCCCUUUCUCCUUAUGACCCCCCCCCCCCCCUUUACUGGGUCCUCGAGUCAGAACUUGGUCUGCACUGACCCGUCCCAUCCGGCCUGGGCCCCCUCUGUGGCCCCCUCUGACCCCCAGAAUGCCCUUCGUGGGGCAUUCUGGGGGUCCGCCGUCAUUUUACUGUGAAGAUAACGAGCGGCAACCACAUGCGCUGCAACAUCGCCGAUUCGUAUCGGCUGCUGCAGCUCACGAUACGCGCAUCGCCCCACCCGUGUGUAUCGAUCGAUUUGUUUCGUGGUGAGGCCAUGUGACCCCUGCAGCCACGGAAGUGGCCGCGACAAUCCACGAUUUAUUAGCAAUUGAUCCUCUAAUCUAAACCCUGAAUGGUGAGGAUGAGUCGAGUCGUGCGGCAGGUGACGCGGUGUCUGUGGCUGCGCGCCAACGUUGAUGAUGUCUAAACGCCGCGGGUGUGAGGAGCGGCCCCGCCGGCGUGAGACUUUGAAGUGACUUUCAGGAGAGCGCUCCAGUGACGUCACGCUCAGGGUUCCACGUGCCGAACGAGUCGUGCGUGUGAGAGUCUGUUCCAUUCCGAUAUAUGCAAACCUUAUGCAGAUUGUAUGCUAACCUUGCACCGGGCUAAUGGGCAGAACAAAGCCGUGCGGUGUGAGACUGAGAACAACAACUGGGCAGCGCUCGGAGCAAGAUGCUCAAAAACGAGACCACGUGGAUGGCCGACUGAAUCGGGAGCACGACCUCGGGCUGCCGCCCUCACGGGCCGUUCAACUUCGUCCAACUUCGUCCGUACGGAAAGAAAAUCAACUUUGAAGUGACUUUUGUGUGAGCAGAGGGGAACAUCGCGGAGUCCACUGUGGUUGACGACGUUUACUGUGUGCGCCUGAAAGUCACGCGAGAGUGGUUUGUGUGGGGCCUAGGUCGCGCCGUGUGGAGUCGGCUCUCAAUACUGAUGAUGAUGCACACGAGUCUACACAUCGUGUUUAGAUCAUGAAUCGUUCUGUAUUUAUUUGUCAUUAAAUGCUUUGGCAGUUGAA
Messenger RNA from Lethenteron reissneri (Far Eastern brook lamprey), 5714 nucleotides. RefSeq names its product talin rod domain-containing protein 1-like. Gene Ontology annotation, molecular function: actin binding. The record is from RefSeq and is a predicted model, not a curated record. Lineage: Eukaryota; Metazoa; Chordata; Hyperoartia; Petromyzontiformes; Petromyzontidae.